UCGUUGCCCAGCACGUUCGCCAACAGCCUCUGCUCGAGCCACAACACCCACCGCGGCAACAAACACUGUAGCCCGGCCCCCUUAGCCUCACACUAAACCUCCCGCCCGCGACACACACGUUUUCUACCUUACCACCACCUCUUCUCACCAUGGCUCCCGUCGCUUCGCACACGGCCGCCAACGGCAACGGCAACGGCCACGCCCAGCAGCAGGCGCCCAUCAACCCCACGGCGGCACGCCACGAGGACACCGAGUCGAUUCGCGUCGAGUCGCCCAAUGUCUCGUACACGGCCGACGCCAUCAGGUCGCGCUACGAGUACAACAACACGCACGUCACCAAGAGCGUCAACGCCGCCGGCAAGACGGAGUUCCUCGCCAAGCCCGUCACGGCGCAGUACGAGUUCAAGACGGAGACGCGCGUGCCCAAGACUGGCCUCAUGAUGGUCGGCUGGGGCGGCAACAACGGCACGACAAUCUCGGCCUGCAUCCUCGCCAACAAGCACAACAUCACGUGGCACAACAAGGACGGCCUGCAGACGCCCAACUACUACGGCUCGCUCGUGCGCGCGUCGACGGUGCGCCUCGGCAUGGACCCCGAGACGGGCAAGGACGUGUACGUGCCCUUCAGCAACGUGCUGCCCACGGUGCACCCCAACGACUUUGUGCUCGGCGGCUGGGACAUCAGCGGCCUCAACAUGGCCGAGUCGAUGACGCGCGCCAAGGUGCUCGACUACGACCUGCAGCGCCAGAUUGCGCCGAUGCUCAGCGGCAUGAAGCCGCUGCCCUCGGUGUACUACCCCGACUUCAUUGCCGCCAACCAGGGCGCGCGCGCCGACAACGUGAUCCCCGGCGACGACAAGGCCGCGCACGUCGAGCACCUGCGCAAGGACAUCCGCGACUUCAAGGCCGCGCACGGCCUCGACAAGAUCAUCGUCGUGUGGACGGCCAACACGGAGCGCUACGCCGAGAUCAUCCCCGGCGUCAACGACACGGCCGACAACCUGCUCGCCGCCAUCAAGGCGAACCACGAGGAGGUGUCGCCGUCGACGAUCUUCGCCGUGGCGUGCAUCCUCGAGAACGCGCCCUACAUCAACGGCGCGCCGCAGAACACGUUUGUGCCGGGCGCCAUUGAGCUGGCCGAGCGCCACCGCGCCUUCAUCGGCGGCGACGACCUCAAGACGGGCCAGACGAAGGUCAAGUCGGUGCUCGCCGACUUCCUCGUCAACGCCGGCAUCAAGCCGCUCGGCAUCAGCAGCUACAACCACCUCGGCAACAACGACGGCUACAACCUGUCGUCGGCGCGCCAGUUCCGCAGCAAGGAGAUCAGCAAGGCGAGCGUCGUCGACGACAUGGUGUACGCCAACCACCUGCUGUACAAGCGCGCCGCCGACACGGACAAGCUGGCGAGCGCCAAGGCCGUCGCCGAGAAGGGCGAGCACCCCGACCACAUCGUCGUCAUCAAGCACCUGCCCGCCGUCGGCGACCAGAAGGUGGCGAUGGACGACUACACGAGCGAGCUGUGCCUCGGCGGCCGCAACCGCAUCUACCUGACGAACCUGUGCGAGGACUCGCUGCUUGCCUCGCCGCUGCUCAUCGACCUGGCCAUCAUGGCCGAGCUGUGCACGCGCGUCACGUACGCCGCGCGCACCGGCGCCGAGGCCGAGGCGCCGGCGGGCGAUGAGGAGUUCCAGAGCCUCUACUCGGUCCUCUCGCUGCUCAGCUACUCGCUCAAGGCGCCCGUCGUCAAGCCGGGCUCGGACGUCGUCAACUCGCUGGCGCGCCAGCGCUCGGCGGUGACCAACUUCAUGCGCGCCUGCAUUGGCCUGCAGCCCGAGAACGACCUGCUGCUCGAGACGCGCCUCUGGUAGACGGCCUGCCGGUGCGCUGCUGCGUGCCCGGCCCUCUGACCGGUUCCCUGCUGUCCGUCCUGUAGCGCGCUUCCCACCUUAUGACAUGCCUUCCAUCUGCUGCUGGCCUCGCCCGCUUGUGUGUCUGAGGCUAGUGCGUGCGGCCGGGCGUGGUGCAGGUUCGAGCGGGUGCGAGAAGUUGCCUUCUCCUCUGCGAGGAUGGAGGCCGCAUCCGGACUGAUC
This is a messenger RNA of Tilletiopsis washingtonensis, 2090 nucleotides long. Its product is annotated as putative myo-inositol 1-phosphate synthase. The coding region runs from base 150 to 1868 and encodes 572 amino acids. Gene Ontology annotation, molecular function: inositol-3-phosphate synthase activity. NCBI's taxonomy places the organism in Eukaryota, Fungi, Basidiomycota, Exobasidiomycetes, Entylomatales. The transcript is spliced from 3 exons. Gene Ontology annotation, biological process: phospholipid biosynthetic process; inositol biosynthetic process. Gene Ontology annotation, cellular component: cytoplasm. The record is from RefSeq and is a predicted model, not a curated record.